GCGACAGUCCCGCCCCCCUGACACUGCCUCGAGCCGCCGCCGCGAGAGCAUCCUCCGCCCAGAGCCGCUCCCGCCGCCAGAGCCGCCCCCGCCGCCGCCGCCGCCGCCUCCGCCGAGGGAAGGGAAGCGUAUCGUAUGUCCGCUAUCCAGAACCUCCAGCCCUUCGACCCCUUUGCGGAUGCAAGUAAGGGUGAUGACCUGCUCCCGGCCGGCACUGAGGACUACAUCCAUAUAAGGAUCCAGCAGCGAAACGGCAGGAAGACCCUCACCACAGUCCAGGGCAUCGCGGAUGACUACGAUAAAAAGAAACUGGUGAAGGCCUUCAAGAAGAAAUUUGCCUGCAAUGGUACUGUAAUUGAGCACCCCGAGUAUGGAGAAGUGAUUCAGUUGCAGGGUGACCAGCGCAAGAACAUCUGCCAGUUCCUUGUGGAGAUUGGACUGGCUAAAGACGACCAGCUGAAAGUCCACGGGUUUUAAGUGCCUGUGGGCCACUGGAGCUUUAUGCAAGAAGAUAUCCUUACCAUGAAAUUCCCACCUGUCCCUUGUCAUAAGUUUAAAACCAGCCGGUUUGUGUAAUGUAACGAUCUUGGGUCCACUGUUGAGUCUGGACUGUUGUAAUUGGUGAUGUAAUAAACUGACACGAGCCCAUGCUA
Molecule: messenger RNA, 653 nt
Organism: Camarhynchus parvulus
Lineage: Eukaryota; Metazoa; Chordata; Aves; Passeriformes; Thraupidae
Gene: EIF1
Product: eukaryotic translation initiation factor 1
Exons: 4
Coding region: 136-477 (113 amino acids)
Biological process (GO): translational initiation
Cellular component (GO): eukaryotic 43S preinitiation complex
Molecular function (GO): translation initiation factor activity; RNA binding; ribosomal small subunit binding
Source: RefSeq, a predicted model, not a curated record